GGUGGCAGGGCGAAAGGUCCGAAGAGCUCCGCAAGAGCAGCCAGACCUGGGGACGCACCGACGCGCCCGGGGACGCCGAGGCUCGGAGCGCGACAAUUUCCUUGAGCUGGCCAGGAGCGCGCGCCGGAUUCGCCCCAUGGCCCGGACUCGGAGCUGCGAUCCCCGGGGGGCUCCCGGGAUUCGUUCCCUUCUUGGUGCCUUGUUCGCCGGACUUCUCUUCCCACGCGCUGUCGCCUUCAACCUGGACGUGAUGGGCGCCCUGCGCAAGGAGGGUGAACCGGGCAGCCUCUUCGGUUUCUCCGUGGCCCUGCACCGGCAGCUGCGGCCCCAAACCCAGAGCUGGCUUCUCAUGGGCGCUCCCCAGGCCCUGGCUCUUCCUGGACAGCAGGCGAAUCGCACUGGAGGCCUCUUUGCUUGUCCUCUGAGCCCGGAUGAGACUGACUGCUACAGAGUGGACAUCGACCAGGGAGCUGAUGUGCAGAAGGAGAGCAAGGAGAACCAGUGGCUGGGAGUCAGUGUUCGGAGCCAGGGACCUGGGGGCAAGAUUGUUACAUGUGCCCAUCGAUACGAGUCAAGGCAGCGAGUGGACCAGAUCUUGGAGACACGGGAUGUGAUUGGCCGCUGCUUUGUGCUAAGCCAGGACCUGGCCAUCCGCGACGAGUUGGACGGUGGGGAGUGGAAGUUCUGUGAGGGGCGCCCCCAGGGCCACGAACAGUUUGGGUUCUGCCAGCAGGGCGCAGCUGCUGCCUUCUCCCCUGACAGCCAUUACCUCCUCUUUGGGGCUCCAGGAACCUAUAACUGGAAGGGGUUGCUUUUUGUGACCAACAUUGAUAGCUCAGACCCCGACCAGCUGGUGUAUAAAACCUUGGACCCCGCUGACCGGCUCCCAGGACCAGCCGGAGACUUGUCCCUGAAUAGCUACUUAGACCUCUUGGGAUGUGCAGGUUGGGAGCUGUGGCACACCUGGCCUCUGAGUCUUGGGGAAACACUCAGUGGAAAGUCACCUUCUCACCUAGGUUUUGCCAUUGACUCUGGGAAGGGUCUGGUACGUGCAGAUGAGCUGAGCUUUGUGGCAGGGGCCCCCCGUGCCAACCACAAGGGAGCUGUGGUCAUUCUUCGCAAGGACAGCGCCAGUCGCUUGGUGCCUGAAGUUGUGCUCUCAGGAGAGCGCCUGACUUCUGGCUUUGGCUACUCCCUGGCUGUGGCAGAUCUCAACAAUGACGGCUGGUCAGACCUGAUAGUGGGUGCACCCUACUUCUUUGAGCGCCAAGAAGAGCUGGGUGGUGCUGUGUAUUUGUACAUGAACCAGGGUGGUCACUGGGCAGGAGUCUCUCCACUUCGGCUCUGUGGCUCCCCUGACUCCAUGUUCGGGAUCAGCCUGGCUGUGCUGGGGGACCUCAACCAAGAUGGCUUCCCAGACAUUGCUGUGGGAGCUCCUUUCGAUGGGGAUGGGAAAGUCUUUAUCUACCACGGGAGCAGCCUGGGUGUCAUCACCAAACCUUCACAGGUGCUGGAGGGCGAGGCUGUGAGCAUCAAGAGCUUUGGCUACUCUCUGUCGGGUGGCCUGGAUGUGGACGGGAACCAUUACCCAGACCUGCUUGUGGGCUCCCUGGCGGACACCGCGGUUCUCUUCCGGGCCAGACCUGUCCUCCACGUUGCCCAUGAGGUCUUCAUUGCCCCACGGGUCAUCGACUUAGAGCAACCCAACUGUGCUGGUGGCCACUCUGUCUGUGUGGAUCUAAGGAUUUGUUUCAGCUACACUACAGUGCCCAACAGCUACAGCCCUAUUGUGGCCUUAGAUUACUUAUUAGACGGGGACACAGACCGGAGGCUCCGGGGACAGGUUCCCCGGGUGACCUUCCUGAGCCGUGGCCCGGAUGACCCCAAGCACCAGGCCUCGGGCACUGUGUGGCUGAAGCAUCAGAAUGACCGAGCCUGUGGAGACACCAUGUUCCAGCUGCAGGAGAAUGUCAAAGACAAGCUUCGGGCCAUUGUGGUGACCUUGUCCUACAGUCUCCAGACCCCUCGGUUCCGGCGCCAGGCUCCUGGGCAGGGGCUGAACCCGGUCCCCCCCAUCCUCAAUGCUUACCAGCCCAGCACCCAGCGGGCAGAGAUCCACUUCCUGAAGCAAGGCUGUGGUGAAGACAAGAUCUGUCAGAGCAAUCUACAGCUGGUACAGGCCCGCUUCUGCUCCCGGGUCAGCAACGCCGAGUUCCAGCCUCUGCCCAUGGACGUGGAUGGGAGGACCGCCCUGUUUGCACUGAGUGGGCAGCCAGUCAUCGGCCUGGAGCUGAUGGUCACCAACCUGCCCUCGGACCCAGCCCAGCCCCAGGCUGAUGGGGACGAUGCCCACGAAGCCCAGCUCCUGGUCACUCUUCCCGCCUCACUGCAUUACUCAGGAGUCCGGGCCCUGGACCCUGCGGAGAAGCCUCUCUGCCUGUCCAAUGAGAACGCCUCCCACGUCGAGUGUGAGCUGGGGAACCCUAUGAAGAGAGGUGCCCAGGUCACCUUCUACCUCAUCCUCAGCACCUCUGGGAUCACCAUUGAGACCACGGAGUUAGAGGUGGAGCUGCUGUUGGCCACGAUCAGUGAGCAGGAGUUGCAUCCGAUCUCUGUUCGAGCCCAUGUCUUCAUUGAGCUGCCGCUGGCCAUUACAGGGGUGGCCAUACCCCAGCAACUCUUCUUCUCUGGUGUGGUGAGGGGCGAGAGUGCAAUGCGGUCUGAGCGGGAUGUGGGCAGCAAGGUCAAGUAUGAGGUCACGGUCUCCAACCAAGGCCAGUCACUCAACACCCUGGGCUCUGCCUUCCUCAACGUCAUGUGGCCCCAUGAGAUUGCCAAUGGGAAGUGGCUGCUGUACCCCAUGCGGGUGGAGCUGGAGGGCGGGCAAGGGCCUGGGCAGAAAGGGCUCUGUUCUCCCAGGCCCAAUAUCCUCCAUCUGGAUGUGGACAGCAGGGAUAGGAGACGGCGGGAGCUGGAGCAGCCAGAGCAGCAGGAGCCUCAUGAGCAGCCGGAGCCCAGCACGUCCUGGUGGCCAGUGUCCUACGCUGAGAAGAAGAGGAACAUCACCCUGGACUGUGCCCAGGGCACAGCCAAAUGUAUGGUGUUCAGCUGCCCACUCUACAGCUUCGACCGAGCGGCCGUGCUGCGCGUCUGGGGCCGCCUCUGGAACAGCACCUUUCUGGAGGAGUACUCAGCUGUGAAGUCCCUGGAAGUGAUUGUGCGAGCCAACAUCACAGUGAAGUCCUCCAUCAAGAACUUGGUGCUGAGAGACGCCUCCACGGCGAUCCCAGUGAUGGUAUACUUGGACCCCAUGGCUGUGGUGGCAGAAGGGGUACCCUGGUGGGUCAUCCUCCUGGCUGUGCUGGCCGGGCUGCUGGUGCUGGCGCUGCUGGUGCUGCUCCUAUGGAAGAUGGGAUUCUUCAAGCGGGCGAAGCACCCCGAGGCCAACGUGCCCCAGUACCACGCGGUGAAGAUCCCUCGGGAAGACCGACAGCAGUUUAAAGAGGAGAAAACGGGCACCAUCCUGAGGAGCAACUGGGGUGGUCCCCGGCGGGAGGCCCCCGAAGCGCACCCCAUCCUGGCUGCUGAUGGGCACCCUGAGCUGGGCUCUGAUGGGCAUCCUGGGCCAGGCACUGCCUAACUUUCUUUCUCCCAGCCUGGCCUGUGGGUCUCUCCACCUCUUCCUGAGAUGGCGCCUCAGGGUGGAGAGUGUGGAGUGAGUUCCUCGCAUCGCAUCGAGACUUGGCAGGAUCUGCUUCCUCAGGGGCACUGCCCUCUCCCAUCCACGAGAACUGCCCCCCAGACUUCCCCUUAGAAUGCUGUGAGCCAAGAUAGGGUAAAUCAGGGAUGGGGUGGGGCAGGUGAGAUGGGCAGGGAUGUCCUGGUGCAGGGUGGAGAAGGGAGCCUGUUCCCUCCCCUCCCGUUCACCCCAUGUAACCUGUCUCCCCCAAAGUGCCUUACCCAGAGGGCCAGGGAGGAGAUUGUGUCACUCAGGGGCUCCUUCCUCCCCACUCUUCUGACCUUAGUUUGCUGCAUCAGUCUAGUGGGUCUUGUCUAUUUAUUAAAAAAUAUUUGAGGACAAAAAUCUCUGGCUUCCUUAUUGAGUGCUGCUCCCUUACCCCCAGGGACCCUGCUUCUCUCUGGCACCCUCACAGCCCGGGACAAAGGGAGGAGUGGGAGGGAAGCUUUUGUGGCCAGUUCUAAGCAGCGCAUGGGUGUAUGCUCAGAAGGGGGUGGGGAAUUUGCCACCGGGACAAGGGACCAGGGACAGCCACUGUGGCAGGAGGUGGGCAAAGUUCAGGAAUUUGCAGCUGGAGCCAGGACGGUAUAAUGUUUGUAUCUUUUUCUGGUGAGGGUAGUAACACAGCUUUUGUACUGUGGAAGGAGGGAUGGGAGCUAGAGAUCCACCCCGGCCCUGCAGAGGUAGGUGCAGAAGAUCUAGAGGAGCACAGGCUGCGGAGCAUCUCCUAUUCUUUGCUUGAUCCCUCUCAGGAGGAGACAGACCAGGUGGUGGGUGACUUGUUCUGAUUAGAGGCCGGGGAGGAAGUCAGUGACUGCCUCGGGGCCAUGAAGAUUAUUUCACAGCCUUU
This is a messenger RNA of Fukomys damarensis (Damara mole-rat), 4589 nucleotides long. RefSeq names its product integrin subunit alpha 7 (gene Itga7). The record is from RefSeq and is a predicted model, not a curated record. Gene Ontology annotation, cellular component: external side of plasma membrane; integrin complex. Gene Ontology annotation, molecular function: integrin binding. The coding region runs from base 137 to 3640 and encodes 1167 amino acids. Gene Ontology annotation, biological process: cell adhesion mediated by integrin; cell-cell adhesion; leukocyte migration. NCBI's taxonomy places the organism in Eukaryota, Metazoa, Chordata, Mammalia, Rodentia, Bathyergidae. The transcript is spliced from 25 exons.